Owenia fusiformis is the source of this 1148-nucleotide messenger RNA. The record is from the annotation of a GenBank genome assembly. NCBI's taxonomy places the organism in Eukaryota, Metazoa, Annelida, Polychaeta, Sabellida, Oweniidae.
GGGAAUUCAUACAAAAUCUCGCCUGUGCUGACCUACUGGUGACAGCAAUUGCAGACCCACUAUGUAUUAUAGCUGUGGUCAAAGGUGAAGAGUUUUUCAUGGAGGUUCCCGUGCUGUGUGGAGUGAUUGCUGGAAUGUGUCUCACAGCAUGUUUUGCAGCCUUCUUCAGUUUAACUGGCCUAACAGUGUGCCGAACAGCCUUCAUUCUGAAUCGUCACUCCUACAAUCGAUACCUCAAUCACACCCGAAGCAUUAUCAUUUGUAUUAUGUUCUGGGUUUUAGGGUUCAUAUUUGAGAGCCCUAAUUUGAUUGGUUGGGGAAGGCAUACAUAUGACCGGAAGAGCCACUCCUGUAUUUGGGAUCGUACUGCCAAUUUUGCGUACACACUGUUUGUCGCUAUUGGCUUAAUUGCUUCUCCUUUGGUAGUGAUGGGUGCCUGCCACAUUAUGGUAUUCAAGAAGAUACAGAGCUGCAAGUCUACAUUAUAUUCUAAAGAUGGUCCUGGGACUACUGGAUCUACAGGAAUGCUGCGAGUGUGGAUCGAGACAGUGAAAUCAUCGAAAACGUUGAUUACUAUAUUCUGCGCCUUCGUCAUUUGCUGGGUUCCGUAUGCCACCGUUGUUGCUAUAGAUGUUGAGGAUAAGCUUCCAAUGGUUGUCCACCUGUUCAUCACUUUCCUCGCACAUCUCCACUCAGCUAUCAAUUGCUACAUCUACUUUGGUACCAACAAGAGCUUUAGACGUAAUCUCUACCAGCUCAUGUCCAGUUUUGUUUGUGGCUGCUCUCGCCAAGAAGAGGAUAUCUCUUCUUGCAGUUCUGGAACUGGUACCGCUACUGGUACUUUCAAGCUUACACAAUCAGUAUCCUCUGAUUCUGCCGGCUAUAAAACAGAACCGAGUGUCCAGGGUCAUAUGUAGCUUCAAAGUUAUUGACAUGAACAGCAAUGGUGCAUAAUAUUGAAUGACGAAAAAUUGUCAAAUAGUGUGGUACUUCAUGGAGGGAAUUCAUGUUUCACCCUACUAUUACCCAUAUAUUUAGCUUUGAAAAAUCCAUGGGGAUUAUUUCAUUUAAGACAUCUCCAGGAGAAUUUCGGAAUAAGUUAUGAUAUGUAUAUAGUGCCUAUUAGCCUUGCCCAAGUCAGUAUUUUU